GUUCAUAAUGAGUCUCUCCAAAUGUGAAUUUUCAAUGGAAUAUACCAUAAAGAAUGUCUCUAAAUUUUCCGCCGGUGAAAUUCAGUUUAGCGAUGAAACAAUUUGGCGUAAUUUAAUAUGGAAAUUGAAAAUCAGCAAGUUAGAUGAUUUUCUUGGUGUAUCCGUAUACUGUUCUCAAACUUCCAAUACCUGGAUCAAAGACUGCCAGAUUGUUGGAAUAUUGGAAUGUAAAAUAGUUUCAGACAAUGGGGAAACUCAUGAGGGAAUCAGGUUACUCAACAUGAAACCACCAAGAAAAAUUGAAGGUCCUAUGAUUGAUUUUCGAGAGUUUCUAAAAUGGGACGAAAUGAAAAAAAACUUUUUGACUGCGGAUAGUGUCAAAAUUGUAGUUAUUGUGAAUAAUUUCACAGCAUUAGAGGAUAUAGAUUUUCUUUGUGGUUUUAAAAUACUUCAUACAUUUAAACAUCUGGCCAGAUUUGAAGAAAAUGAAACACAAUUUAGUGAUUCGAAAGAAUGGGCUGGAACUUCAUGGAGGAUAUGUGUAAAAAAAGAGGAAGGAUAUCUCGGAUGUUAUUUACAGUGUGAAAGCAAUCCCAAUACAUCACUAAUUUGCGUCAGUGCAAUAUGCGAAUUGCGUAUUAAGUCCAAGGAAAACUAUGAGAUUUUCGACUUGGAUGUACUUGAAUUCAGUAGACCUACAAUGCUGGGCAACAGUAAAUUGAUGAAAUGGGAGGACCUGAUAUCAAAUUAUUUGGUUAGCGACAGUGUCACAAUAGAGGCAGAUUUGGAAGCCUAUAACGAAUUUCCAGUCAAAAACGAUUACAUGGCAAAAAAGUUUGUACUUUCACAACAAUUUUAUGAUGUGUCUCGCAUCGAAGAAGGAGAAAGUAGAUUUAGUGCAUUCGAGAAACGAUUCAAUAUUCCAUGGAGGAUAGAGUUAAAGAGAGUAUCAGGAUUUCUCGAGAUUCACCUACAUUGUGGAGAAAAUGCAACAUUUCUCUAUCAUCAAAUCGAAACAGACUGCUGGUUCAAUUUGGUAUCAACCAACGGAAAGCACUUGAUGAGACAAAUGUCUGCGGUGUUCUGCAGAGAUGUUGAUAUGGAGAGCCUGAAAAAAAGCCUGAAAAAAGUCAUUAGAUGGGACGAUAUGAUGACAGAUUAUGUAAUCAACGACAGUUUUAUCAUCGAAGCUCAUAUCGAGAUUUUGAGUAUCAUUGAAGAAGCGUGCUUUUGGCCUUAUUGGAUAACGGAAGAGGAUGCAGUAUUUCAUGAAAGAUCUUUUUAUAUAUCCUGUAAAGUUAACAAUGUUUCAAGAUUUCUAGAUGAUGAGAAGCAGUGGGGUAAUACGGAAUUACGAUAUGAAAUUCCAUGGAGAAUCCAAGCAAAAAGAACCUAUGAUUUUCUCGAAAUGUAUCUUUUUUGUGAUGGAGAAGGCAAUGGUUUAGAUCAGUUAAUAAAAACAGAAGUCACGUGCAACUUGGUUUCUACAAACGGGAACAACUUUAGACGAACAUCUAAACUCUGUUUUGAAAAGCCAGGCGGUCAAGGCAUCAUUAAAUUUAUUAAAUGGAACGACAUGAUAGAGUCUUUUCUCAAUCCGCUUGAAGACAGUUUGAUCGUCGAAGCUCAUGUUAAAAUUUUCAUGGUUGAAGAGUUUUCGCGUAGAUUUCUGCAAAACGAAAGAAGUUUUUUGAUGUCGCACACAGUGAGAGAUGUUUCAAGCGCGGAAGAAGGAAAUGUAGUUUUUAGUGCUACGGAAGAAUGGUACGAUGUUCAAUGGAGUAUUUCUAUGAAGUACAUCAAUGGAUUUGUUGAAUUACUUCUAAGUUGUGACAAAGAUCUGAACGCGCAUGAAGCAUGGAGCAUCGAAACUAAUUUUCAACUGAUACUUGUUGGAGCAAAUGGUAAAAGACUCACUGACUAUUUUGAGCAUACUUUUGAAAAGCCCGAUUCGAUUGGGGAUUCGAAACUCAUUAGAUGGGAGGACAUGUUGGAUCAGUAUGCGGUGGAGGAUAGUUUAACAGUUGAAGCACGUGUGAAUUUUACUCUGCUCAUCGAGCCUCAACCAGAGUACUCGUUCAUAAUGUGUCAUACCGUCAAAAAACUAUCAAAUGUUCGAGAAGGAGAAUUUCAUUUUAGCAAAACAGAGACGCAUUGUGAUGCUCCAUGGAGAAUUUCCUUGAAAAAAGAAGAAGCGUGUAUUUUGAUAUAUCUCCAUUGUGACAAAUUAUUAUCCAACGAUGAAAACUGGUCGAUUCAAGUCGAGGUUCAACUUGUUUUGGGGUCAGAAACUGGGAGAACUUUAACUGACAAGGUCACUCACAUUUUCAAUGAACCGGAAGGAAUUCAUUGGACUAAAGAUUUGACAUGGGAAGACCUGGAGAGAGAUUUUAUGGUUGAUGACAGCGUUAAAAUUGAAGCUCGUGUCAAGAUAGUGAAACCUGUCGAAAUUGAUAAUGAAGAUGAACAUUAGAGUUUUUGAUAACUUUGAGGAGUGAUUUGAAAUAUUAUAUUUUCAUCUGAUAAUUUUUUCCAGUAAAUGUAAUUUUCAAAAUAAAGAAAUCAUUGA
This is a messenger RNA of Caenorhabditis elegans, 2569 nucleotides long. It is a transcript of the gene math-26, whose product is annotated as MATH domain-containing protein. Lineage: Eukaryota; Metazoa; Nematoda; Chromadorea; Rhabditida; Rhabditidae. The record is from RefSeq and is marked reviewed.